AUGCUCUUCAUCAGGUCCACGUUGGUACUGUUGGUGUUGGCCUUCAAUUUACAAUGUUCUUGGGCAUUUUCAGACUAUUUGUUGAAGACAUGCGCCCAGUCCGGCUUUUGCCAUAGAAAUAGGCAGUACGCUAGCAACAUCCAAGAGUCGAAAAGAUCGCCAUAUUCCAUUGAUCCAUCACAUCUUAUCUUCAAUGAUCCGCUCCACACACUGCGGGGAACAGUUGUGAAACGAAUUCCCCAAGAAAAUGGUUCAGAACAAGUAAUUGAGUUGCCAUUUACAUUAGACUUGCUGGAGGGCUCUAAAGCUCAUUUCACAAUAGACGAGUUAAGAGAUCCCGUAAAUGUCAAAGAACCAUUGAAUACCAGAAGAUAUAAUGAAACCCUCUCUUGGGCGCUUCAUGAAUCCGCUAACUUGUUUCCUACUCCUAAUGUUAAGGUAACUAAGCCAAAGUCACUUAGCAGAGACAAGCAGCUAAUUUUAAAAAGCGAGGACAAAUCAAUAAAGAUGAAGCUUCACUUGAAAACCUUCAAAAUUGAGGUGUUCUAUAUGGAGGAUUUAGUCAUGACCAUCAAUGAUCGUAUGUUACUCAAUUUAGAGCACCUGAGAAAGCCUGAAAACAACGCCGAAAAUAAACUUCCUGAGGAAAUCAUCUUCAAUGAUUUCCAUGACGAUUUUCAAUAUUCACGUGAGGACACAAUUCCAUUUGGGCCUGAAUCCGUUGCUUUAGAUCUAACAUUUAAUGGGAUGGAAAAUGUGUACGGAAUUCCGGAACAUGCGGAUAGUCUGAGACUCAAAGACACCACCGAUAGUGAUCCGUACAGACUUUUCAAUGUUGACGUCUUUGAGUAUAACACCGAUUCCAAAAUGCCAAUGUAUGGAGCCAUUCCUCUAAUGAUUGGUACCAGACCAGGAGUGUCUGCCGGUGUUUUUUGGGCAAAUGCGGCAGAUACGUGGAUUGACAUCAAAUAUGAUGAGAGUAACACCAAAACUCAUUGGAUUUCAGAAGCUGGUAUCAUUGAUGUGAUAAUUUUCUUUGCUGAAACUCCUUUGGAGAUUACAAAAGCAUACACAAAUUUAACGGGCACGCCAUCUUUACCAUUACUCAGUGCUGUCGGGUAUCAUCAAUGUAGAUGGAACUAUAAUGAUGAGCGUGAUGUAUUGACCGUUGAUUACGAGAUGGAUAAAGCUGAAAUACCAUACGAUUUUAUUUGGUUGGAUCUCGAGUAUACCGAAGACAAGAAGUAUUUCACCUGGAAGCCCGAGGCCUUCCCAAAUCCACAAAAAAUGCUCAAGAAGCUAUGGAAAGUGGGAAGGAACAUGGUCACCUUAAUUGAUCCUCAUAUAAAAGUGGGUUACGAUAUAAGUGAGACGAUUGAGAGAUCAGGAACAGCUGUCAAAAACUCCAUUAAUGAAAUCUAUCAUGGUCAUUGCUGGCCUGGCGAAUCAAUUUGGAUCGAUUCUUUUAGCAGAAAAGCGCAAGGCGUAUGGGGCAAAUUUGUUAGUAAAUUUGUUAAAAAUGCUAACAAUCUUUUCAUUUGGAAUGAUAUGAAUGAACCUUCCAUUUUCAGUGGUCCAGAAACCACUGCUCCAAAAGAUUUAUUACACGACGGUGGCUAUGAAGAAAGAUCUGUUCAUAAUCUUUAUGGACUCACCCUGCAUGAAACUACGUACAACUCACUAAAACAGGGGUAUGCGAAGGAAAAUAAACGACCAUUUGUUCUCACCAGAGCUUUCUUUGCGGGCUCACAAAGAAGUGCUGCCACAUGGACUGGUGACAACGUAGCCAAUUGGGAUUAUUUAAAAAUUUCCAUUCCAAUGUGCUUAACGAACAAUAUUGCUGGAUUUCCCUUUAUCGGAGCUGACAUUGCAGGGUUUUCAGGCAAUCCCUCUGAUGAACUAUUGGUUCGGUGGUAUCAAACUGGAAUGUGGUAUCCUUUUUUCAGAGCCCAUGCACAUAUCGACACUUUGAGGAGAGAACCCUAUCUUUUGAAAGAAAGCGUCAAAUCGAUUGUUAGGGAUGUCAUCAGACUCAGAUACGCUCUUCUUCCGACUUUCUAUACUGCAUUUCAUGAUGCGAGCGUUAGCGGAGUGCCUGUUAUGAAUCCUAUUUUCUAUGAGAAACCCACACUCGAAGAAACUUAUAGGAUCGAUGACGAGUUUUAUCUCGGAAGGUCAGGAUUACUUGUUAAACCCGUAACAGAAGAAGGAUGUAUGUCAACACAAGUUUUCUUUCCACCAGGGAUUUUUUAUGAUUAUUUCACCCUGCAAUCUUUUUCAAUGGAGAAAAGUGGAUACAGAGAUGUCGAUGUUUCGGAGGAAACUUUGCCACUCUUUAUCGAAGGUGGACAUAUUAUUGUAAGAAAGGAUAGGUAUCGGAGAUCAGCUAGACUGAUGGCAAGGGAUCCGUUCACUUUGCUGAUAGCUCCUAACGCGACACAAGAGGCUUCAGGAAACCUCUACGUUGAUGACGGAGAGACUUAUUCCUAUCAGGAGGGAAAUUACCUGGACGUAUUAUUUACUCUGAAAGAUGGUAUUUUGGAGUCUUCGAUUUCCCAUUAUCCAGCCGACAGGUCUCUCGGAUCGAACCUCAUUGAAGAUAUUAUUAUCGCUACUCCAAAUUUCCAGAAGCCGAGUGGUACAAUUCUCAUCCAACAAGGUGACAUGAGGAAAGAAGUUAAUGUUCAAGUGGAUCCAUACCAUCGUUAUUUUAAAAUCCCUAAUCCCCUUCUUGAAAUAGGGAAGCCAUGGACCAUUCUCUUUUGA
Lachancea fermentati is the source of this 2766-nucleotide messenger RNA. Lineage: Eukaryota; Fungi; Ascomycota; Saccharomycetes; Saccharomycetales; Saccharomycetaceae. The record is from the annotation of a GenBank genome assembly.